Messenger RNA from Sinocyclocheilus grahami, 3674 nucleotides. RefSeq names its product ER membrane protein complex subunit 1-like. Gene Ontology annotation, biological process: protein folding in endoplasmic reticulum. The transcript is spliced from 23 exons. NCBI's taxonomy places the organism in Eukaryota, Metazoa, Chordata, Actinopteri, Cypriniformes, Cyprinidae. Bases 18 to 2921 code for a protein of 967 amino acids. Gene Ontology annotation, cellular component: EMC complex. Gene Ontology annotation, molecular function: protein binding. The record is from RefSeq and is a predicted model, not a curated record.
GUCGUUCCUCUGCAGCAAUGGCUUGGCUUGUAGUAAGAUUAGCUAUAUCUGUGUCUUUAUUAAAUACUGCAUCGGCGGUAUUUGAAGACCAAGUUGGAAAGUUUGAUUGGAGGCAACAGUUUAUCGGCAAGGUGCGUUUUGCCUUGUUUGACACUCAUUCUCAAGCGUCUAAAAAGCUCCUGGUGGCAACUGACAAGAACGUGUUUGCGUCCCUCAAUUCAAGGACAGGAGACCUGUUCUGGCGGCAUGUGGAUAAGACUGGACCAGAGGGCCAUAUUGAUGCACUGCUUAUGUAUGGACAGGAUGCUGUUGUUGUUGCUGGAAAUGGCCGUCUGCUUCGCUCCUGGGAGACCACAGUCGGUGGCUUGAAGUGGGAGACGGUGCUUGAUACGGGAAGCUUUCAGGCUGCUGCUUUAGUUGGAGUUGAAGACCUUGUGAAGUAUGUUGUUGUGCUGAAGAAAUCAGCAAUCUCGCUCCAUGACCUUUCAAGUGGCAGCCAGAUAUGGGAGGAAAACCUACCUGACAGUGACACUGUUCAGUAUCAAACUAUUUAUUCUGGUGGGAAUGGACUGGUAUUUGUUUUUGGGGUUGUGCCGAACUCCCAUAUUGUUAUUGUUGAAUACAAAAUUGAAGAUGGAGAAAUCAUGAACAAGAAAUCAGUUGAAGCCGCAUGGAUGUCAAGCCUGGAGAGCAGCUGUACAGUCAUCAGCUCAGGGAUCCUAUUGUGUGUGGAUCAGAUCACACAGUCCCUGUAUACUCUACUGCUGCAGUCUGCAGAACAGACAGAAAUGAGACAGAUCCACCUCCAGACGCUAGAUUUGGAGGUGGCAUCUGGAUUCCAGCCCAUUCUGACGUCCACUCAACCCAAUCCAGCACAGCCUCCUCUUUCUGAGUUCGUCCUGCAGCUCAGUCCAGAUCAUCACAUCCUGCUGCAACUCAAAGACGACUUCAUCGCUACGCUCCGAGACUUCUAUCCAUCAUAUCUGGCUGCUUUUGCCACAUCUGGAGAGAGGACGGUUGCUGCUGUGAUGUCUCCAAAGAAUGAUACUGCUUGCAGCAUCAACCUGUUCAGUGCUGACACAGGGCGGAGGCACCUCGACACCACCGUUAUCUACCACAUGGACCCUAAUGGAGGAAAGCCAAACAGAUUAUAUGUCCACGCCUUUCUGAAGAAAGAUGAUUCUGUGGGCUACAGAGUCAUGGUGCAGACGGAAGAUCUUACACUCACAUUCCUACAGCAACCUGGCAAGGUGGUCUGGAUGAGGGAGGAGGCCCUGGCUGAUGUGGUCACGAUGGAGAUGGUUGAUCUGCCAUUCACUGGAACACAGGCAGAACUGGAGGGAGAGUUUGGAAAGAAAGCCGCCAUUCAAGAUGGGCUGUUACCCAUGGUUCUCAAGCGCCUCUCUUCCCAGUUCAUCCUGCUGCAGGCCUGGCUGGCCCAUCUCUGGAAACUCUUUUAUGAUGCCCGGAAGCCCCGAAGCAGUGUGAAGAAUGAGGUCACCAUAGACACACUGUCUCGGGAUGAAUUCAACCUGCAGAAGAUGAUGUUGAUGGUAACUGCCUCUGGGAAGCUCUUUGGCAUCGACAGUAAAUCAGGAACGAUUUUGUGGAAGCAGUAUUUAGAAAACAUCCAGCCCAACUCUGUUUUCAAACUCAUUGUGCAGAGGACCACUGCUCACUUUCCUCAUCCUCCACAGUGCACACUUCUUAUAAAAAGCCAGGACACAGGUCUUGGAAACCUCUAUGUCUUCAAUCCUAUCUUUGGCAAGAAGAGUCAAAUUAGUGUCCCUGCCUUACCGAGACCUGUCCUUCAGACCCUGCUGCUGCCUGUCAUUGACCAGGACUAUGCUAAAGUCCUUCUACUUAUUGAUGACCAGUAUAAGGUCACAGCAUUUCCAUCUACAAAGAACGUUCUGCAGCAGCUUCAGGACACAGCAUCCUCCAUAUUCUUCUACCUAGUGGAUUCUAGUCAGGGAAAACUGUCCGGUUUCCGUCUGCGCAAGGAUUUGUCUACAGAGGUAAUCUGGGAGGUGGUCAUCCCCACUGAGGUGCAGAAGAUAGUGGCUGUCAAAGGAAAGCGUGCAAAUGAACAUGUGCAUUCCCAGGGCAGAGUCAUGGGGGAUCGCAGUGUGCUCUACAAGUAUCUGAACCCUAAUCUCUUGGCUGUAAUAACGGAAAGCACAGACACCCAUCAGGAGCGGAGCUUUGUUGGAAUCUUCCUGAUUGAUGGUGUCACUGGCCGUAUUGUGCAUGAAGCGGUGCAGCGGAAAGCCAGAGGACCUGUUCACUUUGUACACUCUGAAAACUGGGUGGUGUAUGUGUACUGGAACUCCAAGUUCCGCAGAAAUGAGUUUUCUGUGUUGGAGCUCUUUGAGGGAGCGGAGCUCUAUAACAGCACAGUGUUCAGCUCCCUGGACAGACCACAUCCACCUCAGGUUCUGCAGCAGUCAUACAUUUUUCCUGCUUCCAUAAGCACUUUGGAAGCCACACUUACGGAAAAGGGCAUCACCAGCCGACACCUUAUUGUCGGGCUGCCAUCAGGCAACAUUUUAUCCUUACCAAAGAUGUUUCUGGACCCAAGGAGACCAGAGGUGGUCUCAGAACACAGUCGGGAGGAAAACCUCAUACCAUAUGCUCCAGAAAUGCCCAUUCGUGAAGAGUGGUUUAUAAACUACAACCAAACUGUGUCAAGAGUAAGGGGCAUCCACACUGCCCCCUCUGGCCUGGAGUCUACCUGUUUGGUGGUUGCGUAUGGUCUUGACAUCUACCAGACCAGAGUGUUCCCCUCCAAGCAAUUUGAUGUCCUUAAGGAUGACUACGACUAUGUAUUAAUCAGCAGUGUACUCUUUGGCCUCUUCUUUGCCACCAUGAUCAGCAAACGUCUAGCGGAAGUGAAACUGCUCAAUAGGGCAUGGCGAUAAGACUCAUCCUGAUGGCCUGUUGACUUCACUCUCGCCCUCACUGCAAUGUGGUCGACACAUUGAUGGCAGGAGACUAGCUGGUGACCAUGUCAAAACUGCAAGAUCAUUUGAUAAGUUUGGUGUAUUUUUGCAACCAGCUGUCUUAGGGAUCUUGUGGUGUUUUGAGUGUAAGUGCAUAGACGGCCAUGAUAGUUUUUCCCUUUUCAGAGAGAGAAGUAAUGUAGGUCUAAUUUUCCCCCCCAGCAUUGAUCAAUUCACUGUCUAAUUUAUUUAUUGUGCCUUUCGGGGUAACAUAACUCAUGUGAUUUAAAGUUAGACUCACCAGGUAUAACAUAAUACCCGUCCUUUUUAUUUAUUUCUUUUUUUUUUUCAUUAUAGAUUUCAUUCAGUAAGUCUGAGUCUGCCUUUUGAAGAAAUGGUGUUAUUUUGAAAAUUAAUACUGAAGGAAGGAGUAUUGCAAAAGGACUGCCAUUUUUAUUUCAAUCAAUAAAAAGAUUGGGUUUUAAAUUUGAUAUGAUCUGAUGAGCUAUUGAAGAAUAUAUUGCCUUGUGUACAGGAUUUGAAUGGGCAAAUACUAGUGCACAUGAGAACUGUGAAAUUGUUUUCUCCUGUACAUUAAUGAUAGAAGGUUCUGCAUAGGAGUUUGGAUUGUCUUUUGUAGUUAUUUUAUGGUAUGUCAAAUGCACUGGAUGGUUUGGAGCCAUGUUCUUACUUGAUAUGUUUAUGAGCAAGAUCCUAAUAUGCCAUAUCAUA